UCUUGACAAUAAGAUCAGAGAGUAGAGUCGCAUUACAGCAGCCGCGUUUCAUGGGAAAGCAGCCGAAAAUGGUUCGCUUCUGACAGGCCACCAAACGUUGGAUAUACUUUGCUUUCCGUCGAGACGGUUUUUUACACUUUGGUUUGAAAACGUUGUUCCUGGAGAUUAAGGAAGCUACAAGUGGUCGGAGGAAAACUCGGAAAACACGCCAUCGUAGGAUGGGCAAAUCCGCAGCUAUGAAAGCCAUGGCCUUUGUUAUUUUUAGUUUGGCACUUGUGGGUCAUGGAGUAGCAGAGCUGGGAGUUUCAGCUGAUCACCAGAACCGCACGGCCAGACAAAUGACCUGCUUAGAGAACCAUGAAUAUCCUCACAACAAACUCUGCUGCAAAAACUGUGAAGCUGGCACUUAUGUGAAAGAGAAGUGUACCAGUGACCAGGUCAAGGGCAAAUGCUCGCCGUGUGAGAAGGGCACGUAUGCAGAGCACCCGACUGGCAUGGAGCAGUGUCUGCAAUGCAGCCAGUGCCACAGAGAUCAGACUGUGGUUGCAGGAUGCACCAGCACAAGCAACACUAAGUGUGAAUGCAAAUCCGGCACCUUCUGCCUGCCGGAUGAACCAUGUGAAGUGUGCAAGAAAUGCACCAAGUGCAAAGCUGAUGAGGAAGAAGUGAGCCGGUGCACUCCCACAUCCAAUACAAAGUGCAAGAAAUUACCCUCUCACCCAACAGAAGGCCCGACGGAAAAACCAUCGGCAUCGAAUAGCACUGACACUAUUGUUCUCAUUGUGUCAAUUCUGAUUGUACUGAUCAUAUGCACGAUAGUCGGUGGAAUAUUGUUGAAGAGAUGGCAAAGACAUCAAAGUGAAACUGAUGCCAAUCUGGAGGAAGUGAAGGUUCCUAUUGAUGAGUGUCCAAGAUCAGAAGAGGAGCAAGAAAACAGCAGAAAUGCAGGACUGGAGAGAGAGGAGGAGCACCGGCCAGAGUCCCGGCCACUCUUAACACAAGAAACACAGGAAACGGGCAGCAAGAGCAUCCCAGUGGAGGAUGAGGAUCGCGGACUGGGAGACAGCCUGCCAAACACAACCAGCUCUUCCCAAACCAGUCUAUCUGCCCUCCCUCCAAUCUUGGGAGAUUCACCGCGAUCAAGCCCCCCGGCUCAGAGACCAACCGACAGAGAUCAGACUGAAUCAUGGCUUAGGGAUGAUGGUCCUCCCAGAAAACUCAUACCCUUGCUCGGUGAAGAGGAUUCUCUGAGCAAGAGUUUUGACCUGUUCGACUCUCUGGACGUGCGGUACCACAACAAGUUCUUCCGCAGCAUCGGCGUGAGCGACAACUCCAUCAAGCUGGCCGAAACCCAGCAGGACAAAGUCUACGACCUCCUACGGGUAUGGAUGCAGAAAGAAGGCCUGCGGGCAAACAUUAACACAUUACUACAAGCACUGCUAGACCUAGACCAGCGCUAUUCAGCAGAACACAUCGCCUCCAAGGCUGUGGAAAGAGGCUACUACAAAUACGAGUGAUGCCUCUAUAAAGACUGCAAGACGUAAUCGUGGAGAGGUGUUGAUUCGGUUUGAUUUCUCCCCUGUUGGGCAUGAACUGAAUGGAGAUUUUGCAGAAUCACCCUCUCUGUAGCGCCCACAGUGGGUUUACAAGCCAACACUGGACCCUUUUUAAAAGGAUUUACACUGGCUAUCAGCAGAGGGCGCUGUUUUCCCUCUCUAUAGUGCAUUGUGGUGUUACUUCAUGCACUGGCCUCAGGCUUUCAAAAUACAGGUUGGUCCAAAGCCUGCAUAUAGAUAUCAUUAAACCGUCACGCCAAACGUUCAAACUUAAACAAGCGUUAUGUAGUUUUAGUGAAGAUUCUCACACUACACUUUGUCGUAUUUCAGCCUCUGCUACAAACCUGGUUACAAAUAAGCCUCAAGAUAAGAGUUGGUUUGGAUUUCAGACAAACUGUUUUGACAGCAGUUUAGGGUUUCAAUUCUGAAAAGUUCAGAACAUUCAUUUUUUGGUCGGGUUGUUACAGAAUAUUUUGGAUUUCAGUCCGAUUUAGAUUUUUUUUUUGUUUGUUUAUUUUUUCUUCCCUUUCUCUGGUGCAAGGCAGAAAUGUUUUCAUCUUUUUGACGUUUCCUGCCUUUUUCUAUUUUUGUUUAUUUAAAUAAGUGAUGUAUUUAUUUUGUAUUGUUUAAUUACGUAUUAUUUAUACCUGUUACCAAUAUUCGCCCGCAGUAAGUGUUCAGAAACUUUUUGUUUUGUUUGUUUUAUCAUGACUGAGAUGCCGAAUUUUCCGGUCCUUUCACAAACCCCAUUUCGCUACGUUUCUGCGUUUACUGCAGACGCAUCAUUUCUUCUUAUAUGAAUCACAAAACACGUCCUUGGCUGUUGAAUGUUCGCAGCGAACGAUGUUGAAUAUGUUCUGAAAACAUUACGAGAAGUACCACGGUCAGUAUCUCUUGGACGCUGCUUCCACAAGGUUGAAUUGAUGUCGAGAUUAUGGAGGCAUUUCAAAAUCUGUUUUUAUAUGCAGUAGUGCACAGGUACGCGUUUCUAAAUAGAUCAAAGAUGAAGGAAAUUUAUGCUCCUCCAGAAACUACUUACAGUUUAAUUACAUUUGUUUAGUAUGUAUAUAGUCGUCAAGAAUUCUAUUAAACGAAACUAAUAGAUAUAUAUUUAUGCAAGCCCUAAGAGCACAAUGCAAUGAAGUACUGCCUGAAAAACACAGAAGGAACAAAUUGAAAUGAUUUCAACGAACAAGCUUUAUGGAUGUUUAGGGCUUCAAUUCAUUUUCGUAUUCGUAAAUGAACUGUGACAUCUGACUCGGCUGAAUAGCUAUGUUAGCUGGAUGUGUUUUCAGAACACUGAUCUCAAAUCAGCUUUACCUUAAUGAAUAUUUUUGGUAAUGUGGAGGGAAUAAAGAGCUGAAAUCAGAUCAGAACAAAAUGGUUCUUCCCCCUUCCAGCUUUGUUUAAUUAUGAGAGUUGUCGUACAGUGCAGGCACUGCCACCUUUUGACAUAGAGUUGAAUAACCAGAGAAAAAAAAACCUGCAUCAAUUUCAAGGGACUUUUUUUCCACAUCUUAAACGGGCUUCUGCAUCUUUCAUCAUUUGCACUGAGUUAAACAUGGAGUGUCUCUUCAGAUGCAGGUGCAGGAGUUUUUACCUCUAAUUCAGUGCCAUCAGUUUUUAUACAGUUUAGUUAGUUUUAUAUUGACUCCACAUUGUUCCUGCUUUGACGCCUCUAACACAGAUGCAUGUUUCAUUUCUUGCUCAUUCUAUGCUUUAUUUUCCACAGUAUCUCUCACAGAGUACAAGAUUUUUAUAUGUUUUUUCCCCUUAGACAAUUGUUUGCUCGUUUAAGUAUGUAUGUUUGCUGUUGCGAAGCUGUUUGUAGAAAGUUUUUGUUUUAAAAUGACAAAAAAUAAAUAAAAAAAUAC
Molecule: messenger RNA, 3430 nt
Organism: Danio aesculapii
Lineage: Eukaryota; Metazoa; Chordata; Actinopteri; Cypriniformes; Danionidae
Gene: tnfrsfa
Product: tumor necrosis factor receptor superfamily, member a
Exons: 10
Coding region: 219-1517 (432 amino acids)
Biological process (GO): positive regulation of apoptotic process; TRAIL-activated apoptotic signaling pathway
Cellular component (GO): plasma membrane; cell surface
Molecular function (GO): protein binding
Source: RefSeq, a predicted model, not a curated record